ACAGAGUAGAAAUUUAUAGAAAAAAACCUUUAAAUUAUUAUUUCAGGUUAUCGUUUCUUCGGCUUGGCACCAAAAUCCAAAACCAGCUCCUUCUUCCUCGACAAAUUACGGUUUCACAAGGAAAAUUUCCUCUCUCCAGUAGCUUUUGAUCCCAACUUCAAAGUCAUUCUUUGCUCAUUUUUGUUUCGAUUUUCAUAUAAUUUAAUUCCAUCCAUGGCUACUCGAAGGCGUAUGCUCCUAAAGGUGAUCAUCCUUGGCGACAGCGGGGUUGGGAAGACAUCGCUGAUGAAUCAGUACGUGAAUCGUAAGUUUAGUAAUCAGUACAAGGCAACAAUCGGGGCUGAUUUUCUGACGAAGGAGGUUCAGUUUGAAGACAGGCUGUUCACACUGCAGAUUUGGGAUACAGCUGGACAAGAAAGGUUUCAAAGUCUUGGUGUGGCUUUUUAUCGAGGAGCAGAUUGUUGUGUUCUUGUCUACGAUGUGAAUGUAAUGAAAUCUUUUGAAAAUCUUAACAAUUGGCGGGAGGAGUUUCUGAUUCAGGCUAGUCCAUCCGACCCUGAGAACUUUCCAUUUGUUGUGUUGGGGAACAAGGUAGAUGUUGAUGGUGGAAACAGUCGGGUGGUGUCUGAGAAGAAAGCUAAGGCAUGGUGUGCUUCUAAGGGAAAUAUUCCGUACUUUGAAACAUCUGCCAAAGAAGGGUUCAAUGUUGAUGCUGCUUUUGAAUGUAUAGCCAAAAAUGCACUGAAGAAUGAGCCUGAAGAAGAAAUAUACCUUCCUGAUACAAUCGACGUUGGUGGAGGGCGGCAGCAAAGAUCUACUGGUUGUGAAUGUUAGAAGGUCCUCAAAUGGCUUUGGUCUUUGGAUCAAUUCUGAAAGAGACCCUUAGCAUUUGGUGAAUAUAAUUUAGUUGGUUUUAAGUUUAUUUUCAUCUCUAGUUAUGGUUGUGAAGUUCUAUUUGUAUCAUAAAAAAGACAUUUUGUCUAUCAUCGUUUUGUUUCUUCUAUUCCAUGCAAGUGUGUGAAUUGGAUACGUUGUUGUUGUUGUACUACUGAUCUAGAAUCUGGAUACACUACUCUCAAAUUCUCAAUCAUCAUUCAUGACUCGUAUACAGUCAUACUGCUUGACCUUUUUCCAA
Molecule: messenger RNA, 1135 nt
Organism: Cannabis sativa
Lineage: Eukaryota; Viridiplantae; Streptophyta; Magnoliopsida; Rosales; Cannabaceae
Product: ras-related protein Rab7
Exons: 7
Coding region: 214-834 (206 amino acids)
Cellular component (GO): vacuolar membrane
Molecular function (GO): GTPase activity; GTP binding
Source: RefSeq, a predicted model, not a curated record